GCUGUGUGGGCAGGGAAAGUGACUGUCUGUGUCUCGGGCGGAAGAAAGUGUAAGUUUUCGCUGCGUAAUACUCGUGUGCUCGGCGGCGUGCGUGCGUGUGUGUGUGCGUCCGUGGUGCAGUGAGUGUCCUCCUCAGCCUCGCCACUCCACGGCUGUCCCUGGCGGCUGAGAAUGACAUGAUGGAUCCCACAGUGGCUAAACUGGUGGAGCAGUGGAACACCCUCCACAAGGAGGGGCGUUUCUCUGCCCUCGAUAUCAGAGAAUACUGGCGCAUUCAAGUUCCUGAAAUUUAUUCCCCUACGCCAAAUUGUAAUUGUUUAAGAAUAAUGUUUGAUGAAGAGCUGGCACAGAAGAUGCUAUUUGAUCCUCUGGAGAGGUUCAUGUGUGGAGGAGAUCCAACUCAGGUGUACCAGAUGGUUAAACAACUAGAUAAUCCUCCUUCCCUGUGUGGCCGAGUGUUCAAGAAUGGGGACCCCACUUAUGGUUGCCGUGACUGUGGCAUGGACCCCACCUGCGUCCUCUGUGCAGACUGCUUUAAGAAUUCUGCUCACAGCAAACACAGGUACAAGAUCAGCACUUCCUCUGGUGGCGGCUAUUGCGACUGUGGUGACCGGGAAGCGUGGAAAACUGAUGUCUUCUGUGAUAUUCAUGUUAAGGGCCAAAUGGCACAGCAGUCCCAAAACCCUCUAGAAAAGAUACCCCCUGAUAUGGUUGACAGGAUCCAUCUCAUAUUUGACUGCAUCCUCCCCUACGCCAAGGAGCUACUCACGUAUGAGGAAGGGUUCUCUAUUCCCAAAGACUUAGAGAUCCGAGAGUCAGACCGAGAGCCCACCAACCUCUCCUGUCUCUAUGAUAUUAAAGACACUUAUGUUACCAUGCUCUACAAUGAUGAGACUCACACAUAUGACCAGGUAAUUGCCACCCUUGAGCGAGCAAUAGAAUGCACCCAAAAGGAUGCCGUUGCCUUUGCCACAAGUAUAGACAGGGAGGGGCGGUGCAUUGUCAAGUGCUCCACCUUCCAGCAGUGUUCCCAGACAAAGAACAUGAUGGAGAAGCAAACAUCAAGAGGUGGUGGAAGGCCUCUUAAAGUACAGGUGAUGGAAACUUACAUCAUUGCGCAUCAGAUCUUUGCUUCACGGUUACUCACUUGGCUCCACAACAUCCUGGAAUCUGCUCAGACCUUCAGGCUGAUCUUCAGUGACAUAAUCAACAAGGAUGGAGGGAACAUUGUGGAGAGCAUCAUUUGGACUGACACUAAGAUGUGGAAGACAGCUCGUGUCCAGUGGCAUCGUCUCUUCAUCUCAGGGAUGCUCAUGGACCAGGAGAGCAAGAAGAUGUUUGCCAGGACCUUCACUAAGCACUACAGCAAAAUGAUGAAGGACUUCAUCCUGGACGACCACGACCAUGCAGUAUCAGUGGCCUCGCUGGGUGUGCAGCUUUUCACUAUGCCCACCAUUGCCCACAUGCUGGUGGCUGAGGAAGAUGUGCUGGCCCGCCUCCUCAACACCUUCCUGUCAGAGUGUGACAAGAAGCUCAGGGACAAUAAGCUCGCUCUUGAGCACCGCAGCUCCAACACUCCCUCCUUCAGGCGCAUCCAGUACAUCCUCUAUGACCUCAAGUAUCUAUUAGGAGUGAAACCUGAAGUGUGGACGGAUGACCUACGGAAGGGGUUCCUCCACGGGUACAGCCUCCUCCUGCGCCUCUUGGGAAUGAUGCAGGGCAUGGAUCCAAUGGUGCGGCAGGUGGGCACACACAUGGAAUAUGAGCCAGAGUGGGAGUCUGCCUUCAAUCUCCACAUCAAGUUGGCAUCAGUCAUCCCCUUGGUAGUGGACUGGGCGGCCUCUGACCGUAUCGUGCUUCUUAAAGCUUAUCGAAUGCUAAUGAAGGCGCUGGGAGAGCUUGGAAACGAGGCCAGCCGGAGAAGAUAUGUCCGAGAGCUGCUCGACUACUCGGUGUCAUGUAUCGAGUAUGAUGUGUCGUCAGCCCCUGUGUCAAUCCAUCUGCCUCUGUCCCGUCUCGUGGCAGCCCUCACACUCCACUUAGACAGAUAUGACCUCAACUACAAUUCCCCCGAAUUCCUUGUUAAAGGAAAACCUACUCCAGAGGAACUAAUGGAACCUGUCCUGAGGACUGAAGUCAUGAUAGCACAGGUUCAUGCUGGGAUGUGGCGCCGCAACGGGUUUUCUCUCAUCAACCAGAUCUACUUCUACCACAAUGUGCGGUGUAGACAGGAGAUGUUGGACAGGGAUGUGAUGCUCCUGCAGAUUGUGGCAACCCUCAUCGACUCCAAUGAAUUUCUGGUUCACAUCCUUAACCGAUUCAACCUCAUGAACUGGGCACGAGAGGACUAUGAGGUUAACUACUACAAGAGCAAUGAUGAGGACAACAUGAGACAGACAGUCGUUCUGGUGGAGGAGUAUCUGCAGCUGGUCAUGACUUUAGUCGCUGAACGCUACACCCCCGGCAUUGGCCAAGUGGAUGACGAGGAUAGGAUUAAGAAAGAGAUAAUCCAGCUUCUCUGUAUUGAGCCCAUGCCUCACUCAGUGCUCAACAAGGCUCUUCCUGAGGGGCCAAACCAUGAGACAGGCAUGGAAAAGGUUAUUGAUGAAGUCGCAGAUUUCAAGAAAUCGUCCGGCAACACUAAAGGCUACUUUGAACUAAAGCCAAAAUAUUAUUCCCAUUACAAUCUUUUCUUCUAUCACUACACACGGGAGGAGCAGAGCAAGUCAGAGGUUGGGCAGCGACUGAGAAAGAAGGCAGCUCUGGAAGAAGAGUGCUGCCCUCCCCCGAUCCCUCCACCUUUCACUGUCCCCUUCACCAUGAUAGUCAACAUUCUACAGUGUGAUGUCUUCCUCCACAUCAUCAAGACAGUUCUAAAGAGGAUGAGUGAAACGAAAGCCCAGAGUGUAAGUGAAUCUCAGCUUCAGAAGGUGCUCCACCUCAUAGGCUACGCACUACACGAGGAGGAGCGCUACCACCACAACAACGACCCCUACUUCCACUUCACACGGCGUGCCCAGAAGAUCAACCUUCUCAGUCUGCUGGGACGCCUGGUGGGGCUCCACCGAACAACAACACACAGAGAUCUUUUGGCAUGGACCAUCAGAAAGUACCAUGCUGUUGUUAACCUGUCAAGUGACUCGACUAAACCAAGUCAAGCAUCUGAAGCAGUGUUGGCCUCCACCUCCUCUUCUGACACUGCUACAGCCUCAGCAGAGAAGAAGAAAAAAGCUGACAUUGCUGCCCAGAGGAAAGCUCGCAUCAUGGCAAAGAUGGCCUCUAUGCAGCAGAACUUCAUCAAAACCAAUGAAACAUUCUUCAAAGAAACACCAUCAACUGAGCAGCCAGCAGAUGUCCCUGAUCCAGUGCCAAUGGAACUAACUGAGCAGCUGCCUGAAGACAUGAUAGCCAUUGGGCCUCGCCAAACACUGACAUCCCCACAGGAAGUCUCGUAUACUUGCAUCUUGUGCCAUCAAGAGGACCGCUUGUGUCGUGGUGAUAGCAGUCGGGGUCGCCCCAUGGUCCUGGGAGCUCUCAUUCAGAAAUCUACUGUACUCUCCCACAACCGAUCCCGUCACCUUGACCAGCCUGAGACCCACGACACCCUCUUCCUACCAAGCGACCUUCACUGGGGUGCCCACACCUCUUCAUGUGGCCAUGCCAUGCAUGCCCAGUGCUGGCAAAAAUACUAUGAGGAUGUUCUAUCCAAAGAGAGGCGGAGACCCUAUCGAUUUCGGCAAAACUUGAGCUUCGAUGUUGAAAGAUCUGAGUACCUGUGUCCUUUGUGCGAGGCUCUGUGCAACACUGCUGUUCCCCUCCUGCCAGGGGUCACGUGGGCAUCUGCCAGCCUCCCUGACCAGCCACCUCCUCCUACUCUCUCGUUGCCAGACUGGCUCAGGGGUCUCCAUACUCUCCUCAAGUACAAGACUGUGAUGGUGAAUGGUGCUCGGCCCAGCGAGGAGACUGGCCACUCAGAUGAUGCACAAAUGGACAUCAGUCCACAGCCAGGUGGCAUGGUGACUGGCCAUGGCACUGUAGGUGGGAUGGCAGCAGCUACCUCUGUAGGCGCUGGGGCAAGUGUUGCCACCAUCCCAAUGGGAGGGUUGCCUGGCAGGGGAAGAGGCUCCACAAAUACUGGUAUUCCUGCAAUUAUGAAGGCAGGGGAUGGGGGUCAGGGGGGUAGGCCUCGUCGCUGGUCCAGGAUCUCUUUCUACAAAAAACAUAAAAAGGGUGGUGAGGGAAAGGAAGAGGAGGAAGACAGUGCUGCUAAUGGUGAGGGGACCUGGAUUCCCCCAUCCCUCCCUGAGGUUACCAGUGAACUAGCCACAUCUACCUCUCCAGAUGCUGCUGAAGCAUUCUCAACACUUUUCCAAGGUUCCACUGCCACCACCAUCCCUGAUUUUCCGGGGCAUACAUUGGAUAUGAUGUCUAAUUUUGCCCAUUCUGUCUACAUGCAUGGCCUUCGUGUGAAUCACAACAUCUCCAGUAGAAGAAUUCCUUUAAUGGUAUGGAAUAGUACAGCAUACACGAUUCACACUCUGGAGCAGACCCAAAGGAACAGUAACCGUGCUCUCCUCACUUCCCUCUCUUCCCGUCAACGAGACUGUCUGGCUGCUCUCAUCAAGUUUGCUGCAUAUGCUCCAUUAUGUGUCAAGAAAAAGCAGAUCGUUGAAGGUGCAGCAGUUCGCUUGCUGAGUCUACUCCUGGAGGGAGGGGAGUCCACACCAUGUGUGUUGGAGUGGGAUGUCUUUAGCAUUCUUGUCACACUUACUUUAUCACUACCAUCCAUAUUCCCUACCAUUCAAGGUGUAGCUACAGGAUCACAACAGGAUCUCCAUGUUUUACAAGUGUGCUUUUUAGCUCACAUUGUGCAGCUACUCCUCACAUAUGAAGAAGCAGCUGAUGAUGCAGACAUGGAAGUUGAAGAAGGGUCAGACAAGGGGUCAGAAGCAGGGGAUGGUCCAUGGUUGAUAUCAAUGAUGGCUCACUGCCGUUCCCUGGCCAACAUUCCUCAUGUCAGAGCCCAUCCACAGCUCCUUCUAGACUAUGUUAAAGAAAACAGCCUGGCCUUCUUGCGGUGCUGUGGGUUGUUUUUCCAUUUCCUGACAGAAGUGCCAACCCCUGAAGAGUUGCAGUCUAGUGUGUGGGUCCCAGAGUCAGAAUUUUAUUGCCUCCUCCGCUACUUGGGCCUUUCUGUCAAUCAGCUGAGACCCACCUUUGGUGAUCCUUCUCUCUUGGAGCUAGUCAACAAAUGGUGUAGUCAUGUUCGUGUUGGGCCCCUUGCUUCUGCCUCUGGCAGUGAAGGUUGUGUCAGGCAUUGGACACGCAUCAACCAGUUGGUCAGUCUUCCUUAUGACUACUCUGAGUUGAUCAACACAGUGUCACAGUUCCCCUGUCCUGCUUCCUCUGGUGAUGAUUCCCGCACCCCAACAAUGUGCUUGGUGUGUGGCAAGAUGCUUUGCUCCCAGAGUUACUGCUGUCAGACGGAAUAUCCAGAGAAUUCUCGUCAAAUGGUUGGGGCCUGCACGUACCAUGCUCUUUACUGUGGGGCAGGGACAGGCAUCUUUAUAAGGGUUCGUGAAUGUAAAAUCCUUCUGCUUUCUGGACAAAUUAAAGGUUGCUUUGUGAACCCACCGUACCUGGAUGAAUAUGGGGAGACAGACCAGGGGUUGAAACGGGGCAACCCCCUUCACCUGGAUGCCACCCAGUAUUCACGGCUGCACACCAUGUGGCUCUCACACUCCAUACCUGACACCAUUGCCCACACCAUGGAAAGCAACUCGAGUGUUGUGGCAACUGAGUGGCAACAUCUUUAAGCCUGUCUGUACAAAUAAAAGACUGAGAAAUUGGACAGUGCAUCAGAUCUGUAGAUGUUUAGGGCAAAUGAAUGUUAAAAAGAAGUUGCUCCACAUUAUUGCUAAAAAAUGAUAGUAGCCUUAUCUUAUCAAUGUUACUGAAAGAUAAUUUUUCUUGAAAAUAAAUACAUGACCAUUAUAGUCCUUAUAAUAAGUUUUUGCAUAAGUUGUUCUCGAGAUUGUUUUAUAAACCAAUAUCAGUUGUCUGUCUUCCUUUUAGGAAUUGCGUGUGUGUGUGUGUGUGUGUAA
Molecule: messenger RNA, 6104 nt
Organism: Eriocheir sinensis (Chinese mitten crab)
Lineage: Eukaryota; Metazoa; Arthropoda; Malacostraca; Decapoda; Varunidae
Gene: Ubr1
Product: E3 ubiquitin-protein ligase UBR2-like
Exons: 31
Coding region: 177-5816 (1879 amino acids)
Biological process (GO): protein ubiquitination; ubiquitin-dependent protein catabolic process via the N-end rule pathway
Cellular component (GO): cytoplasm; ubiquitin ligase complex
Molecular function (GO): ubiquitin protein ligase activity; zinc ion binding
Source: RefSeq, a predicted model, not a curated record